AGCCGGGCGAUUGUUGUGGUGGUUGGUGUGGUCCUGUGGUUCGUCCUUCCUAUGUUGAGGAAAAAACAUUCUACGGCAUUUUAAUCUAUCUCUAUUCUUAUAUCAUCUUCUGGAAAGUGUACGAAGCCAAGAUCGUCGGUGUUAUGUUUACUGAUUGGCUGUUUAAUAAGCUGCUCUUUGCCUCAGGGUGUGUCUUGUGGUUUGUACCUUAUUUGAGACAGUCACGCGAGAGGCUCACCCAUGUCUUUAACAGAUGGAAACUUCGUAAUGCCUUUUACUCAAAGGAAAGUUCAAGACACAGGGGAUGUCUGGAAAGACUUCAAGACACCUUUUGCCCGUCGUGGACAUGUCUGCUAAAAAACCAAGGACCGAGGUCCAAUCAGGUCGCAAACCAACAGAUGGACAACCUUAACAACGAUGAAGGGGGGAUUAAUAAUGCACCCCCGAAGAAAAGAUUGUUGAACCUUGCCGACCUCCGUGGCAUGGAACCUGAGUUGAUAUCAAACGCAACCGUCCAUGAAUGGGCGAAAAAUCCCAGCUCUGGCAGAGAUUAUGCUCUACUCACAAUGUCACCUACAAAAAUUGAGCGCCUAGAUCGAGAUCCAUCGAUUGUCAAUGUCUUUGAAGGCAAGCUGGAUCCUCGAGAUGUGGCUUUAGAUGACGCCAUGGCCACGUCUGCGGCAGCAAUUUCAGGGUAUUUUCAUUCUGUGGAGGUAAAGCGUCUUUCAACGAUUUUGGGAUUUGAAAUGGGGGCUUCGAUGAUCAGUGACAUGAAGGCGAUUAAAAGGGAGUCCUGUUGCAAGAAGCUUCUGCCGCUUGUUAUUAACAUUACUCGGGGGCUACCGUUGAUUGUUAUAUCAGCGGUCUAUUUUACUGCCGGCAGUGAAUGGUUAAUUAAAAUCGGAGGAACUGUAUUCUUUGUAAUUCACCUGAUUUUGGCCCUCAUUGGAGCUUUCGCCGACACAGGGGCUGAGACACCAAACUGUUGGGAGAAGAUAGCCAGGUGGUUCAUCGUACACGUGUCGUUUGUGGGGUUUGUCAGAGAAGCCCUUUCCAUUAAAAACGUCGGAUCCAUGCCCCCUCCUGUGAUGCUAGUCAGCGAUGGAGGCCACACGGAAAAUACCGGGAUUCUGCCAUUAUUAAAGAACAGACUCAAGAAAAUUGUCGUAGUGAAUGGUGGUUACACUUCUGAUGAGGAGAGGUAUGGAGAUGAUCUAAUGGAAGCACUGAUGCUUGCUCGUACCGAGUUAAACUGUUCGUUCAUUAGUCGGGAAGGUCGUGACGUCAUUUCAGACCUGCUCGAGACCUUCGUGAAACCAAAUAAACCGAAUGAAAAAAGGAAACCACGAUAUUAUAGAUUUAAAGUUGAGUACUACCAAGAUGAGGUUGGAAAAGUCGGCGAGGGUGAAAUUUUGAUGAUAAGGCCAAGAGAUCCGCGCAAAGGUGACCAAAGCGAAGUCAAAACCUGGGAAGAAUUUGGUUUUAAUCUGGAGCCGAAUGAUUGGGGAGAGAGUCCGUAUUUGACUGGCGACGAUGUCGAUAAGUUGACAUUCUGCUGCUGUAACUUCUGCAACAGGAAGUCCUGGCUAAGCUUUUUUUCCGAGUGGUUUUGUGACAAGUUCCCCAACAUCUCCACUGCCAAUCAAUGUUUCACACCUUUGCAGUUCUCCGCCUAUCACCGUGAAGGUUUCCGAGCAAGCGUUGAGGCACAAGCCGCUGAAUUUCUCAGCGAUGACCGAGAUAGCCAAGAAGUAUGAACAAGACAGGCGAGGCUGUGAGCAUAUUAUUAUAACGACAUUGUUUUCAGAUAUCGGAACUUUCGACCCGUUUUCCACUGCACUAACCACUUGAUCACUGCGUCUUCCAGGUCUCAGCCCAAGGACAUUUUCAAGGGUCCUAUUUUAGUCAAAAUAAGAGUAUUGUUCGCUAUGACGAAGGGCUAACGCUCGAAAUGUCGGCUUUUUAACUCUUUUCGGUGGCCAAUUUACAAUUUGAACUUAGUUGAUAUAACCAAAUUAAGAAUAUUAUACCUCACUAUAGGAAUCUGACAUAGCUUGGCAUAGCUUGACGUUUAUGUCCGUUAAUGAAGCUGUUAGAACAAGCUUCACUGUCCCCUAUGAAAGAGUAAUCUAUACACGCUCUGGACGUUAGAGGAUAGUGUUACCUCGAUAAAAUGAGAAAGCGAACUAAGUUUUCAGUGUUAGAUUUAGCUUGCUUCCUCGGUGAAAAUAUACUAGAAAGCUUUUUUGUGUGACUCAAAAUUUUUAGUUAAUUAGGCCAGCGUGGUUUCCUUCGAGGAAUUCUUUCAUCUGAUUGCUUACGCAAGGUUUCUUUGGAAAAAACUCAUGAUGCACCCGAAUAAAUGUACAACCAGCUAUUUUGACGCAGUCAAAUUUUAAUAAAUCAGUGGUUACAAAAAACUGUUCGUGGU
Molecule: messenger RNA, 2431 nt
Organism: Stylophora pistillata
Lineage: Eukaryota; Metazoa; Cnidaria; Anthozoa; Scleractinia; Pocilloporidae
Source: RefSeq, a predicted model, not a curated record